CUCGUAUAUAAGGCAGUGAUUGCUUUACGGACAUUAGCAUUUAAGAAACUUUGCAAUUUCAUCGCAAAAAAACCCUUGGACAUACAAGAAAAGCAAACAUGUCGACACUAACUGCAAUUUCGUGUGUCUUAUUUAUUUCAACACAAGUUCUCGGGGCCGCCAUAGACCGGUCAGUGUCAUUUUCGGCCGGUUUGACGAGCACACAAUACAUGAUGGAUGGCGAUACAGUUGUGUAUGACCAGGUCUUUAUCAACGACUACAAUGGAUACAAUCCCAAUACUGGCAUCUUCACAUGUCCUAUCGCAGGUGUGUACAUCUUCCACUUCCACGGCUACUCCCAAAACAAAGACACCGUUAUGUGGCUGGACCUCAAGCACAAUGACCAAAAAGUGGUCGGUGUCAGCGGAUACAAUUCCCACACUGUCGGGAGCAAUACUGUCAUGCUCAAACUUCGCAAGCAGGAUAUAAUCCAGGUCACAUCCAGGGACAAAAUCCAGUUUGCUCUAUUUGGCCUGCCAACCCAAGUGUACUCGACAUUCACGGGCUAUCUUGUGCACGAGGACCCGAACAGCCAUUAAAUGGACAGCGGGUCUUUUUGGCUACUUUUCGGUUAAAUGACCGGACACUAGUCUUAUGUUGUAAAAGGGACAUUUGUGUUGCUUCCAGUCAUUGUUUUUAUAAUCAAUUAACUUAUGAUUAAAUUUGUUGACGAUUCAGACGUCAUAUAUUCUGUAAUUCCACUUAUAUUACUUCUUGGAUUAUAUUUAGUCUUCCAACAAUUGAUAGAUCGUUCAAAAUAUAGCUCCUGUAAUUAAAAAUACUUUAUUCAAAUUAUUUCCUUCAACAUAACGAACGGAUACAUGCAUUUUUACAGCAAAGUUCUUGAUAACCAAACUCGUGUGCAUUGACCAUAACGAUUAUAUUUCAAAUACCUUCAGUUUCUGUUUGAGAGUAGGAUAGCAAUUGUGGUUUUUAAAUACAUGUAAACAAAACACCUGUUUAGAACCAUUUCUUUCGUUUCAUGGUGGCAAUACAUAUUUAAUUAAUAUAUGAUUAAUAUCAUAUAGAUAUACUCUUCAAUUUCAAAGGGUUAUAAUAUUAAAAGAGGUUAUUAUUAA
This is a messenger RNA of Mya arenaria, 1118 nucleotides long. RefSeq names its product complement C1q-like protein 3. Gene Ontology annotation, molecular function: protein binding. The transcript has 5 exons. Lineage: Eukaryota; Metazoa; Mollusca; Bivalvia; Myida; Myidae. The coding region runs from base 99 to 578 and encodes 159 amino acids. The record is from RefSeq and is a predicted model, not a curated record.